CAUUCGCCUCAUCAUCAGGCUAACACGCGAAACUUCCAAACGCUGUGCAGGGUUCAACGUAGAACGUUGGUUCGGUAUGUUUUCGGGUGCGGUAUUCUGAUCCGGACUUCUUGGACUUUUUGUUUCAAAUGAAUGAGGUUAUGUGAAGCUCAUUUCCAUACCAGAAUGAAAAGCUGAAAUGGACAUGAAGCCUGGUCAUGAGAAGAAUUGCUACAGUCCUGAUGAGGAUAGGUACAUGAACGCUGCAAAAAACAUAGAAAAAGUUGAAACCCUAUGAAAAAUGCUAGUUUCUUGAACAUAACAAUUACGGCGUAGUCCGUAAUCGUUUGCCUACUAAGUGAAAUGGAGUUCAAAAAUACAACGAUAUUUGGUGAUUUAUUUCCGGAGGAUUACAACACAACAUUGGAAAACCGAACGUUCUACAAUGCGCUACAACCAGUUCCUGACCAUAUGAAUAUCACAAAUGAGAUGCCUAUAGUCUAUGCAGUUCCCCUGUACGGAUACAUCAUGCCAUUUCUGUUAGUCAUCACCAUUGUCGCCAAUACUCUGAUUGUUGUUGUUCUCAGUAAGCGACAUAUGAGAACACCUACUAACGUUGUACUUAUGGCUAUGGCGCUGUGUGAUCUCUUCACCCUGUUGGUACCAGCACCUUGGCUGAUAUACAUGUACACCUUCGGAAAUCAUCAUAAACCAUUAUGGCCGCGAAGUCUUUGCUACGCCUGGAAUAUGAUGCACGAGCAUAUCCCGAAUAUGUUCCACACGGCGAGCAUAUGGCUUACUCUAGCAUUAGCAGCGCAACGUUACAUCUACGUAUGUCACGCUCCUUUGGCUAGAAAGCUAUGCACCAUGGACAACGUAUACAGAUGCCUCAUCUACAUUCUGGUUCUUGCAGCCUUGCCCCAGUGUUUCCGAAUGUUGGACACCCGUAUUGUACAGAUUGAUAUUUUAUGGCACAACCGAACUACCCACGUAUGCAAGAGAGUCAUUGCGAGUUGGGUGCAAGAUUACCUAUCAGAAAAUGUCUAUUUCACAACGUAUUAUAUGUUCCGAAUAGUUUUCGUUCACCUCAUUCCCUGUGUGGCCUUAAUAAUCCUGAAUCUUCUCCUUUUUCAAGCUCUCAAACAAGCUCAACAACGAAGGGACAUGCUCUUAUCGAAGAAAAAUCAGAAGAACGAGUGCAAAAAACUGAGAGACUCCAAUUGUACCACUCUGAUGUUGAUCGUGGUAGUGACAGUGUUCUUGAUUGUGGAAAUUCCCUUAGUUGUUGUCACUUUAUUGCACAUCAUAUCAAGUGUGGUCAUAGAGUUUUUAGAUUACUAUAUGGCAAAUUCACUUAUACUGAUUACGAAUUUUAUGAUAAUAUUAAGUUACCCCAUCAAUUUCGCUAUUUAUUGUGGAAUGUCUAGGCAGUUUCGAGAAACUUUCAAAGAACUCUUUGUGCGAGGGGCAGUGUCAACAAGAAACGGUUCUUCUAGGUAUUCAUUAGUGAAUGGUCCCAGAACUUGCACAAAUACUAACGAAACUGUUCUUUAAAUCAAUUAAAAUCAGAAUAUUGAAAGGCACCAUCCAUUGCUUUAUGCAAUAUUUUUCAGUAUCUAAGUAUAAUGAAACUGAUUAUGCCAUAUCAAAUAUUCGAUAAAGAUUCAUUAAGUUUGUGUAAUUUCUCUCGAUAUUAAUUGAAUCUAUUUGAAUGAAUAGCCCCAAUUAUUCUUUACCUUCAAGUACUUACAUAUCAACUGUUAUGUGUUUGAUUGCUAUCUUUUCAAUUAUUUCGCAUAUUGAUAUUGGAAAAAAUAUUGUAUUCUUUUGUACUAACAAAUUGAUUAUCUAUUUCAUAUUAUCAUUUUCGCUUCAAUCUAUUCGUUCAACAGUUGGGUGGAAAUUUUUCAUUAAUAUAAAAGUUCGGAAAAUACAUUCGGAAAAAUUAGAUAUUAACGUUAUACCAAAGAAUACUCAUAGACCAGUGGAACAUUGCAACAAACAAAACGUCUACGUGAUACUUUAUCGAAUAGAUGAGUGUUUUCUUUCAAUGGCGAAGUGGGGAUAGUCACAAGACUGCACUGCGGCUUGGUAGUCGAUUAGCCGAAUGACUCGAAUGUCUCGAAUCAGUCGUUCUUCAACGGUAGGUUGUAAAACCAAAACUGGCUGAAAAUAGAUACGACAAUAUUAUUCCAUUGAAUGCGAAGAAUUCAUUUGCGAAAAUGAACACAAGAAAAUUCCUCCUUGAAAAUCGGUACUUUUCGCUAAAUCUGGUUUGAAAAUUAAAUAAAUCCUACGAAUUAUAUUGUAAACCAAAAACGAUUUCUAAAAAUGCGAAAUCAAUCGUACAUAAUUUUAAAUUAAAUGUUCAAAUAAUCCACCUUGUUGAGCCAAAUUAUAAAGAGAUAACCACAUAUCUCUGAGCAAGUUUUGGCACGAAGUUGGAUUAUUCUGAACUCUAAAUCAUUAGUAUUCGUUGCUCUAUCAGUUUGUUGUCCAUAAACCAAAUUUUUCAGAUAUCCCCAAACAAAAAAUCAUUAGGAGAUAAAUUUGGUGAUUUGGAAGGCCUUAUGAUCGUGCCAUUUGUAGAUAUGACAUGGUCUGAACAAGACAUCCCUAGAUAUUGUGUGACUACCCUGUAGCUGUCGAACUGUCGGAAUAAUUUCAUUCUCUAAAAGUUCCAGAUGUUUGGCAGCGUUCGGGUUACCAUGGAUAAAAAUGAACCUCUGAUUUAAUUCCCCAGUAUUUCUGUCCAAACAUUCAGUUUUUGAUGAUACUGGCUGAUACUGACUCAUUUAUUUGAUAAUGCAUCACGCAGAUGUUUUUAUUGCUGCUCUGUUCCACUGCACCAUGAGUAUUUUGUGGACUAACUUUGAAAGUCCCAGUUUUAUUAAUUUAUUUUCCAAACAUGUAUACACUGCAGUAAGCCUCCGAGUCUACCGAAUAAAAUGUCAGGUUUUCAAUUUUCAUUCGAAAUUUUUCAAUCGCCUGAUACAUUUUAGCCAAUACUGGAGAUGAUUUCCGUACAUUGUGUGUUAAUGUAUGAUAAUGGUGAUAAGUUCUAGGUAUCUUAUUAUCUUCAGUGAUUCGAUUUUUUCAAAUUUUAUAACGGAAAUCUAGUUGGGUCAAAAGUGAUGUCAUAGACAUUUAUGUAUGAGAAAACGGAGAAGGCAUAUUGCCUCAUUUAUUGGCAGAGUAUUUAUCUUCACUAUCAAAAAACAAAAUUCCAACAGUU
Molecule: messenger RNA, 3214 nt
Organism: Harmonia axyridis
Lineage: Eukaryota; Metazoa; Arthropoda; Insecta; Coleoptera; Coccinellidae
Gene: SPR
Product: sex peptide receptor
Exons: 5
Coding region: 343-1533 (396 amino acids)
Biological process (GO): G protein-coupled receptor signaling pathway
Cellular component (GO): membrane
Molecular function (GO): G protein-coupled peptide receptor activity
Source: RefSeq, a predicted model, not a curated record